This is a messenger RNA of Daldinia decipiens, 720 nucleotides long. Its product is annotated as Ribonuclease/ribotoxin. Gene Ontology annotation, molecular function: RNA binding; RNA nuclease activity. Bases 184 to 720 code for a protein of 178 amino acids. The transcript has 2 exons. Lineage: Eukaryota; Fungi; Ascomycota; Sordariomycetes; Xylariales; Hypoxylaceae. The record is from RefSeq and is a predicted model, not a curated record.
UAAUGACCCAGUAUUAUUCGAUGCAAUAUGAUCGAACCCAUUGAAAAUGAAGCCUCUCGAUAUAUACAGCAGAAUACAAAAGGGGCUCUUCAUCCCGUCGAGGACUUGGAAUCUGCUCUUUGACAGGCCAAAACUUCAUUGACUUUUCACACCGACUCUACGAAGCCCCCUCUAUUCACCAAGAUGCAUUUCUCCAAGGCCACCCUCGCUCUCGCACUUGCAGCCGUAUCUAUCACUGCUAUACCCGUUGAUGAAAAUGGCAUUGCCUCCGAGGGCCAAUACCUUGAAGCCCGCGCGGAUACACAGGUUACAUGCAAACCUAAGAACAACCCAACCAAUCAGUCUUUCAAGGUCAGCAUGAACUACGCGGAAGCCCAAGCCAAAGUCGCCAGCUUCGUUACUGGCAAAAGUGGAGACCCGCACCGCUACGGCAACGGGGAUGAUAUCCAAUGGGACGUCGAUGAAUGCGGUGUGAAGAAUGCUGAGUUAUGGGAAUACCCCAUCUAUUGGGAGGGCAUGAAAGAGAACGGGAAGACGAAAGCGUGGAAGAAGGACCAAAAAAGCAGCGGUCAGACAAAGACCCCGAUCCGCGUGGUGUAUAUCCAGGAUAACGGUACUCAUGAGAAAAGGUUAAAGGUUUGCGGCGUGAUGACACACUCCAAGGUCGUUCAAGAGGGCGAUGGCUUCAGGGGGGAGGAUUACUUCCAGAAGUGCAAGUAG